UCUUCCUUCUCUUUUGUUGUAAGUGAUGUCCCCGGUUAUAAAAUAUCUGAUGGACUUGUUUUUUUUCUUGCACCAUGGGGGACUACAAUCCCCCCCAACUCAGAAGGUAAGAAUCUUGGAAUCCUUGAUGAAAAAAAUGGUUACAAUCAAUUUGUUGCUGUAGAAUUUGAUUCUUACAACAAUACAAGGGACCCAACAUUUAGACAUAUCGGAAUUGAUGUCAACUCUGUAAUGUCAAUGAAUCUUGUAAAAUGGAACAGGGUUUCUGGAGCACUGGAAAAAGUAACUAUAAUAUAUGACUCUCCAACUAAGACAUUGAGUGUUGUUGUGACACAUCAAAACGGUCAAAUUACCACUGUUGCUCAACAAAUUGAUUUGAAAGUUGUGCUUCCAAAGGAGGUUAGUGUUGGUUUUAGCGCAACCACGUGGAAUACCCACCGUGAGAGACAUGACAUCCAUUCAUGGUCUUUCACAUCAACCUUUGAGACCAACUACGCCACUGAGGAGAACAUCCAUAUUAAUCAUAGCUCUGCUUGAUUUAUGUUGUUUAUCGAGGUGGUGUUGAGUUCAGUAUAUGUAAUCUUAAAUAAGGACCAUGCAUGAGCAUGAGCAUGAGCAACGUUUAUGUAUAUAUGUUUGUGUUGAUGUAAUCCUAUGUCACUUCUCUGUACUAAGUGCUCUUCUCGCUAGCUAGCUUGGAUGACUACAAGUUUAAAUAAAAUGUUCAGUUUCAAUUCUGCAUGA
Messenger RNA from Lotus japonicus, 744 nucleotides. Its product is annotated as anti-H(O) lectin-like. The record is from RefSeq and is a predicted model, not a curated record. Gene Ontology annotation, molecular function: carbohydrate binding. Lineage: Eukaryota; Viridiplantae; Streptophyta; Magnoliopsida; Fabales; Fabaceae. The annotation marks the transcript as partial. The transcript has a single exon.